AUGCCUUCGUCUCAGUCUCAGUCCCCCAGAAGGGGUCGUCCGAUGCCCUCUAUCGAGCAGAGCACUCAGUCUGCGCAAUCAAACCCGAAAAGGGAGAGAGGGGUAGCCAGUGAGCGAUCACCGUUGCUAUCUCCGGACAGCGAUGACGACGGUUCCGCCGAUGGUAACACAAUUUUGGAUGAUCAGGAGGACUCACAACAGACCAAGAGCAUUUGGUACCUGAUUCUCCUUACUAUUAGCAUCGGCGGCCUGCAAAUUGCAUGGUCUGUCGAGCUCUCCAACGGGUCUCCCUACCUGCUCUCCCUGGGGUUGAGCAAAUCAUUAAUGGCCUUGGUGUGGAUUGCUGGCCCGCUUACCGGCACUCUCGUUCAGCCCUAUGUCGGCAUGAUGAGCGACAACUGCCGGUUGCCGUGGGGCAAGCGGAAACCCUUCAUGCUCGGCGGAGCCGUCGCAACCAUCAUCUCGUUGAUGUUCCUGGCUUGGACCAAGGAAAUUGUGGGCGGCAUCAUGAGUCUUUUUGGCGCCGACGUCGAAUCUUCAGCCGUCAAAAACUCCAUCAUUUGCGUCGCCGUGGUGGGCAUCUACGUCCUCGACUUCGCCAUCAACACCGUGCAAGCUGCCAUCAGGGCCUUCAUCGUCGACUGUGCACCAGCCCAUCAGCAGGAGGCAGCCAAUGCCAUGGCAAGUCGGAUCACCGGCUUUGGAAACAUCGUUGGAUAUGUCGCGGGCUAUGUUAACUUGCCAACCUACCUCUGGUUUUUGGGCGAUACCCAGUUCAAGGUCUUGUGCGCCAUCGCCAGCAUAGCCCUUGCAACAACCAUUGUGGUGAGCACAACUUUGAUCAAGGAACGCGACCCCCGACUCGAGGGCCCUCCAGUUCUGGGCAAGCCCGGCGUCUUCUCGUUCUUCAAGAAGAUCUUUGCCUCCAUUAAGCGUCUGCCGCCUCAGAUCAGGAGGGUCUGCCAAGUUCAGUUCUGCGCCUGGAUCGGGUUUUUCCCGCUUCUUUUCUACACCUCCUCGUACAUUGGUGAGAUCUACGUCGAGCCGUACUUGGAGGCCAACCCCCACAUGAGCCCGGAGGAGCUUGAUCGACUUUACGAACGCGCAACACGAAUUGGAACUUUUGCUCUUCUGGUCAACUCAGUCGUUAGCUUGCUCACGAACGUCUUUCUCCCAUUCUUUGUCGCCCCCACCUAUGAUAGCCAGCCGAUUGGCGACCUCCAAGGCGACUCUGACAGUGCAGAUUUUGACAACGAAAAGUCGUCAUGGCUCGAUAAGCUGCAGAUCCCUGGCUUCACCCUUAAGCGAGCAUGGUUCGCCUCUCUCAUUCUCUUUGCGGGCGCCAUGUUCUGCACCGUCAUUGUGCGCACGGUAGAGGCAGCGACGGCCCUGAUCGGCCUGGUGGGAAUCACUUGGGCAAUGACCUUGUGGGCGCCCUGGGCCAUUAUUAGCGCCGAGAUCAGCCGAAGAGAUGCAAAGAUUCGACAGGCGAAGCAACGUCAGUUUAGCCCCAGCAGAGACGCAGAAGGUCCGGCGUCACCUUCCCUGAACUCUGUCGCCGACUCGGACCUGACUGAUGGCGAAGAGGCCGACCAGGCUGGCGUCAUCCUUGGCAUCCACAACAUGGCCAUCGCCGCUCCUCAGAUCAUCGCUACCGUCGGCUCGAGCGUCAUCUUCCGAAUCUGGCAGAAACCCCGCGGCACCCCAGGCGACCACUCCAUCGCCAUCGUCCUGGCACUUGGUGGUAUCGCCGUACUGGUGUCAUCCUUCUUCGUAGCUAGCAUCAAAGAGAGCGCCUCGUUGCCGGCGGACGCCAUGAUCGUCGCUGAGGAGGGCGAGGGUGAAGGCGAAGCAGGAAGCCGCCCUGGAACGGCCCGGAGCCGCAACAAAAGCUACGAGCAUCUUCCGCGGGCUAGCAUCAAGCGUGCGACCCUCACAAGAAAUAAGAGUUUCGGAGGUGCCGAGUACUAA
Molecule: messenger RNA, 1971 nt
Organism: Colletotrichum spaethianum
Lineage: Eukaryota; Fungi; Ascomycota; Sordariomycetes; Glomerellales; Glomerellaceae
Product: general alpha-glucoside permease
Exons: 1
Coding region: 1-1971 (656 amino acids)
Cellular component (GO): membrane
Molecular function (GO): sucrose:proton symporter activity
Source: RefSeq, a predicted model, not a curated record